Mesocricetus auratus (golden hamster) is the source of this 4055-nucleotide messenger RNA. RefSeq names its product dynein heavy chain 17, axonemal-like. The transcript is spliced from 21 exons. The coding region runs from base 16 to 3891 and encodes 1291 amino acids. Gene Ontology annotation, molecular function: dynein light intermediate chain binding; dynein intermediate chain binding; minus-end-directed microtubule motor activity. Gene Ontology annotation, cellular component: dynein complex. The record is from RefSeq and is a predicted model, not a curated record. Lineage: Eukaryota; Metazoa; Chordata; Mammalia; Rodentia; Cricetidae. Gene Ontology annotation, biological process: microtubule-based movement.
GCGGCUUCUGUAGCCAUGGCUACGGUGGCCUGGGAUGCAGAGCCAGGAUGGGGAGUGGGGACAGAUGGGGCCUGUGCGUCCUGUGCGUCCUGUGCGUCCUGUGCGUCCUGUGCAUCCUGUCUUAGCCCUGCUCAGCAGCCAUGGCUUCCUUCCAGGCCCUACCAAGGCAACCCCACCUUCGACCCCGAGUUCAUUCGCUCCAAGUCCACGGCUGCGGCCGGCCUGUGCUCCUGGUGCAUCAACAUCGUGCGCUUCUACGAGGUGUACUGUGACGUGGCCCCCAAGAGGCAGGCCCUGGAGGAGGCCAACGCCGAGCUGGCCGAGGCGCAGGAGAAGCUGUCCCGGAUCAAGAACAAGAUUGCAGAACUCAACGCCAACCUGAGCAACUUGACCUCAGCCUUUGAGAAAGCCACGGCUGAGAAAAUCAAGUGUCAGCAAGAGGCCGACGCCACCAACAGGGUGAUCUCACUGGCUAACAGGCUUGUGGGAGGACUGGCGUCGGAAAAUGUGCGCUGGGCUGAGUCAGUGGAGAACUUCAAGAGCCAGGGGGUUACCCUGUGCGGGGACGUCCUGCUCAUCUCUGCCUUCGUCUCCUACGUGGGCUACUUCACCAAGAAGUACCGGAAUGAGCUGAUGGAAAAAUUCUGGGUCCCCUACAUAGAUAAAUUAAAGGUCCCGAUCCCCAUCACGGAGGGCCUGGAUCCCCUGACCCUGCUCACAGACGAUGCCGACGUGGCCUCCUGGAACAACCAAGGUCUGCCCAGCGACCGCAUGUCCACCGAGAACGCCACCAUCUUAUGCAACACAGAGCGCUGGCCGCUCAUUGUUGACGCCCAGCUUCAAGGCAUCAAGUGGAUCAAAAACAAAUAUGGCGGCGAGCUGAAGGCCAUCCGCCUGGGGCAGAAGAGCUACCUGGACAUCAUUGAGCAGGCCAUCUCAGAGGGUGACACUUUACUCAUUGAGAACAUCGGCGAGACUGUAGACCCUGUGCUCGACCCGUUGCUGGGCAGGAACACGAUCAAAAAGGGGAGGUUCAUUAAGAUCGGGGACAAGGAGGUAGAGUACCACCCCAGUUUCCGCCUGAUCCUUCACACCAAGUACUUCAACCCCCACUACAAACCCGAGAUGCAGGCGCAGUGUACGCUCAUCAACUUCCUGGUCACCAGGGACGGGCUGGAGGACCAGCUCCUGGCCGCCGUGGUGGCCAAAGAGCGCCCGGACCUGGAACAGCUCAAGGCAAGCCUCACCAAAUCUCAGAAUGAGUUCAAGAUCGUGCUCAAAGAGCUGGAAGACUCUCUCCUGGCCCGGCUGUCGGCUGCGUCGGGGAACUUUCUGGGAGACACUGCCUUGGUGGAAAACCUGGAGACCACCAAGCACACAGCCAGUGAGAUUGAGGAAAAGGUCCAAGAGGCAAAAAUCACAGAAUCGAAGAUCAACGAGGCCCGAGAGAACUACCGCCCCGCCGCAGCUCGGGCCUCCCUACUCUACUUCAUCCUGAACGACCUCAACAAGAUCAACCCCAUCUACCAGUUCUCCCUCAAGGCCUUCAACGUCGUGUUCGAGAAAGCCAUCCAGAACACGAUGCCUGCCGACGAGGUGAAGCAGCGUGUGAUCAACCUGACAGACCAGAUCACCUACUCUGUGUACAUGUACACGGCGCGUGGGCUCUUUGAGAGGGACAAACUCAUCUUCUUGGCUCAAGUCACCUUCCAGGUCCUGUCCAUGAAGAAGGAGCUGAACCCCAUGGAGCUGGACUUCCUCCUGCGGUUCCCCUUCAAGGCGGGCGUGGUGUCACCUGUGGAUUUCCUGCAGCACCAGAGUUGGGGCGGGAUCAAGGCCCUGUCAGAGAUGGACGAGUUCAAAAACCUGGACAGUGACAUCGAGGGCUCCGCCAAGCGGUGGAAGAAACUGGUGGAGUCGGAAGCCCCGGAGAAGGAGAUCUUCCCCAAGGAAUGGAAGAACAAGACGGCGCUGCAGAAGCUGUGCAUGGUGCGGUGCAUGAGGCCCGACCGCAUGACCUACGCUGUCAAGAACUUCGUGGAAGAAAAGAUGGGCAGCAAGUUUGUGGAAGGCCGGAGCGUGGAAUUCUCCAAGUCCUACAAGGAGAGCAGCCCUUCCACGCCAAUCUUCUUCAUCCUGUCCCCCGGGGUCGACCCCCUCAAGGACGUGGAGGCCCUGGGGAAAAAACUGGGAUUUACCAUAGACAAUGGGAAACUCCAUAACGUGUCCCUGGGUCAAGGACAAGAGGUGGUGGCCGAGAAUGCACUGGACGUGGCUGCCGAGAAAGGACACUGGGUCAUCCUGCAGAACAUUCACCUCGUGGCAAGAUGGCUGAGCACCCUGGACAAGAAGAUAGAACGCUACAGCACCGGCAGCCACGAGGACUACCGCGUGUUCAUCAGCGCGGAGCCCGCGCCCACCCCGGAGGCACACAUCAUCCCCCAGGGCAUCCUGGAAAACGCCAUCAAAAUCACCAACGAGCCACCCACGGGCAUGUAUGCCAACCUGCACAAGGCCCUGGACCUUUUCACUCAGGACACCAUGGAGAUGUGCACCAAGGAGAUCGAGUUCAAGUGCAUCCUCUUCGCCCUGUGCUACUUCCACGCCGUAGUAGCCGAGAGGCGCAAGUUCGGUGCCCAGGGCUGGAACCGGUCAUACCCCUUCAACAACGGGGACCUCACCAUCUCCAUCAACGUGCUCUACAACUACCUGGAAGCCAACCCCAAGGUGCCCUGGGAUGAUCUCCGCUACCUUUUCGGUGAGAUCAUGUAUGGAGGCCACAUCACUGAUGACUGGGACCGCCGGCUGUGCAGGACCUACCUGGCAGAGUACAUCCGUGUGGAGAUGCUGGAAGGGGAGGUGCUGCUGGCCCCUGGGUUUCAGAUCCCCCCCAAUCUGGACUACAAGGGCUACCAUGAGUACAUCGAUGAGAACCUGCCCCCCGAGAGUCCAUACCUGUACGGCCUGCACCCCAACGCGGAGAUCGGCUUUCUGACGGUCACUUCAGAGAAGCUGUUCCGCACAGUCCUGGAAAUGCAACCCAAAGAGACAGACUCGGGGGCGGGCACAGGGGUAUCCCGUGAGGAAAAGGUGAAGGCUGUGCUGGAUGACAUCCUUGAGAAGAUUCCAGAGACCUUCAACAUGGCUGAGAUCAUGGCCAAGGCGGCUGAAAAGACCCCCUAUGUGGUUGUGGCCUUUCAAGAAUGUGAACGAAUGAACAUCCUCACCAACGAGAUGAGGCGCUCGCUGAAGGAGCUGAACCUGGGGCUGAAGGGUGAACUGACCAUCACGACAGACAUGGAGGACCUGUCCACGGCUCUGUUCUAUGACACUGUGCCUGACACGUGGGUGGCCCGGGCCUACCCCUCCAUGAUGGGCUUGGCAGCUUGGUAUGCUGACCUGCUGCAGCGUAUCCGGGAGCUUGAAGCCUGGACAACAGACUUCGCCCUGCCCACGACCGUGUGGCUGGCUGGCUUCUUCAACCCACAGUCGUUUCUCACGGCCAUCAUGCAGUCCAUGGCCAGGAAAAAUGAGUGGCCCCUGGACAAGAUGUGUCUGUCUGUGGAGGUGACGAAAAAGAACAGAGAGGACAUGACCGCCCCUCCCCGGGAGGGCUCCUACGUGUACGGGCUCUUCAUGGAAGGAGCUCGCUGGGACACCCAGACUGGAGUCAUUGCUGAAGCACGGCUGAAGGAUCUCACACCAGUCAUGCCUGUCAUCUUCAUCAAGGCCAUUCCUGUGGACCGAAUGGAGACCAAGAACAUCUAUGAGUGCCCCGUGUACAAGACGCGCAUCCGCGGGCCCACCUAUGUCUGGACCUUUAACCUGAAGACCAAGGAGAAGGCGGCCAAGUGGAUCCUGGCAGCGGUGGCGCUGCUGCUGCAGGUGUAGCUGCUGCUGCUGCCGCCCGGCCCUGUUGGGCUCCAACCAGAAACCCAGCCUCGCCACUGUCACUUUACAGGAACUGACAGCGUUUUUUUCCUCAUAAACCCAGUGCACCUGGACUGUGCGAGGGCAGAGGCGGGUGGAGCACAGAUUAAAACAAUUGCGGUCAA